Molecule: messenger RNA, 2216 nt
Organism: Penicilliopsis zonata CBS 506.65
Lineage: Eukaryota; Fungi; Ascomycota; Eurotiomycetes; Eurotiales; Aspergillaceae
Exons: 1
Coding region: 452-2155 (567 amino acids)
Biological process (GO): amino acid transmembrane transport
Cellular component (GO): membrane
Molecular function (GO): amino acid transmembrane transporter activity
Source: RefSeq, a predicted model, not a curated record
CGCCCCCGCCCUAACCCAGCACGCAGUCAACAAGCACGACAAUAUGAAGCUUUCGGAUUGUUUCCCCAACUAUGUUGAACAGGGAAAGAAAUAGAGAGGGCGUGAUCGAUAUAUAUAUAUAUAUAUCUUGAGGCUAUAUAAAAUACUCGUGACGAGAUAUCACAUCCACGGGGAUGCGAGGUAGUUGGGCGUACUGGAGCGAGACACUGGGGGAGAGAGAUGACGAUUCAACGAUUCAAUUGCAUUUCAAUUUUUGCUCCUUGGCGAGCGCCAGCGAUGGAGUUUGCUGAGGAGUUUAUCAGCCUGGCUUCAUAUAUAUAUAUACUUUUUGGCAAGAAAUCCACGAUUGAAGGACUUUAUUCGGACUGAAGGUUCGGCAGUAUUCUCUGACUGGAGGCUACGAUCACUUCUUCUAUGGAGUACAAUCCACAGUCAUACAACCCAUGGUACAAUGGUAUACAUAGAGUACUCCACCUCCCAGUCAUGGCCCUUGAACUGUGUAACCAUACCCCUUACAUGUCCAACUCGACUCAUCAGUCAACAAGAUGCGGAAAACACGUCCCGAAAACCAGAAGAAAGUGUCAGAGAGCAUGCCAACAUGACCAAGCCGAACCCUCAGACUCAUCGCGGCAUCAAGUCCCGCCACUCCCAGAUGAUGGCCAUCGGUGGAACGAUCGGUACCGGUCUGUUUGUGGGUGUCGGGGAAGCACUUGCAGUCGGCGGUCCUCUGUCGGUACUGCUGGGCUAUCUCAUAAUGUGCCUGUUGGUAUACAGCAUUCUGACGGCAACAUGCGAGAUAAAUGCAUACCUCCCCAUCUCCGGGUGUUCAAUGGCCUACUACGGCACGCGCUUUGUGUCGCCUAGUCUCGGCUGUGCAAUGGGAUAUCUCUACUGGGUUGCAUUUGGUGUCAUUGUCGGCUACGAGAUCACCGCCGCGUCCGUUGUGAUUCACUACUGGCCCAACGAGAUCCCGAUCGCGGCGUUAGUCACCGUCAUGCUGGCUGUCGUGGUCUUGUUGAAUCUCCUGCCUGUUCGUGUCUAUGGCGAGGCGGAGUUCUGGUUUGCAUCUCUCAAAGUCUUCAUGAUUCUCGGCCUCCUCAUUUUAUCAGUCGUCUUGUUCUUCGGGGGUGGACCGGAUCAUAAACGACUCGGCUUUCACUAUUGGAAAGAUCCUGGCGCCAUCAAUGCGUACCUGGUACAAGGCGAUUCUGGCCGCUUCUGCGCUUUCCUCUACGUCCUUUGCUAUUCAGCUUUUGCGUUCAACUUCGCCCCGGAAUUGCUUGUCAUCGCGUCUGCAGAGAUGCAGAAUCCCCGUCAGAAUCUUCCCAGAACAGCCAAGAUGUUCUUCUACCGCUUGCUUGUCUUCUACAUCGGCUCUGUUCUUGCUGUCGGGGUCAUCUGCCCGAGCAACGCGCCUGGGUUAACCAACGGUUCAGGGGUCGCAGCGUCUCCUUUUGUCAUUGCUAUCAAAAGCGCUGGGAUCCACGGCCUCGACAGCGUCAUCAAUGCAGUCAUCAUCACCUCCGCCUGGUCAGCUGGCAAUUCAUCGCUCUACAUGUCUAGUCGGUCGCUGUACUCGCUCGCCGUAGCUGGUGGAGCCCCUUCAAUCUUCACACGGUGCAAUCGUCACGGUGUUCCAGUCUAUGCAGUGCUGUCGAGUUCGGUCUUUGCGUUGCUUGCGUAUAUGAACUGCAGUGCCGGUACGAGCACCGUCUUCAACUGGCUAGUCAGCCUGACGAAUACGGCGGGCUUCAUCUCGUGGACCUGUUGCUGCGUCAUCUUUCAUCGGUUUCGCAAAGCAUGUCGUGUCCAGUCUGUAACUGUCGACAGUUUACCGUACCAUUCGAGAUUGCAGCCUUAUCUCGCCUGGCUGGCUACGGUUGCUUUCCCGGUGUUGUUGCUCUGUAAUGGAUUCCAUGUCUUCUUCCCGGGAAACUGGUCCGUCUCAUCUUUCUUAACCGCGUACGUCGGUUUGGUCAUCUUUAUAUUUGUUUAUCUCGUGCAUCGUGUACUGCACUGGAGUGAUCCCUGGCUGUAUUCCCCGCACCAGGUAGAUUUGACAUCCGGUUUGGAUGAGUUUGAUGGGAUGGAGGAGCAGUACAAUGAGCAUGAGAAGCAAAAGAGCUCGAAUGCCUUUCAGGUAUUGUGGGAGUGAUUGAUAUUCAAUUAUAUAAAUCUUGCCCAGUAAUAUAUAUGUACCUUAUAGUCAUCCAAAC